CAACGCGGCGCUUUUUCCAUCUUUCGUUUUCAGUGCAACUAUAUUUGCUAUUACCACUCAGAUGGUCAGAACCGGUGAACCCUCACUUCAGAAAAGAAAAUAUCUCGAGUAAACCGUUCUGAGCACAUGCUUGGUAGCAUCCCCCUCGUCAUCUGAAUUACAGGACCUUCUCCGGACUUCUCAAAAGUGGACGACCCUUUUUCAAGCCCUCUCUUCGCUAUGCGACUUUUGGUGUACCCUGUUCUUUCGCUUUGUGCUGCCUUAGUUUCGUCUUCUCCGCAGGUUCAGCUCCAUAGGACGACAGUGGUGGGGAGGGACAUUACAGGGUUAGAACAAGAUUUUUUCGGAGGUAUACCCUACGCGGAAUCACCUCUUGGACCGUUGCGUUUGCAACCACCAGUAUUUAAACCAGACCUUAAUGUGAGAAUUUUCAAUGCAAGCAGUUUUGGAUUGUCCUGUCUCCAACCGGGAAUGUCCAGUGGCCUUAUUUCAGAAGACUGCUUGACCAUCAAUAUCUUUCGUCCGAGCAACGUUACGGAAAGAUCGUCUUUGCCCGUGUUAUUCUGGACGCACGGUGGUGGCUAUCAAACUGGUUCUGCAUCCGAGUUCAAUGGCAGCGCCAUCGUCGCUCAAAGUGUCGAAAGAGGAACGCCUAUUAUUUAUAUUAAUUUUAAUUACCGUCUGGGGCCUCUCGGUUUCCCCCAGGGAGCAGAAGCUGCAUCUCGGGGCAUACUCAAUCUCGCCAUUGAAGACCAGCUUGCGGCGCUGAAAUGGGUGCAGUUAAAUAUUGGUGCAUUCGGAGGGGACAAGGACAAGGUGACGGUCUUUGGAGAGAGUGCGGGUUCCGGUAUGAUAUCCGUACUCUUUCUAAACCCAUCUAUAUCCAAGUUUGCAAGAGCGGCGAUUUUUGAGUCCGGGUCUGCUUCUUCAACUCUCACAUUUGACGCUCAACGUCGAGAAGACUCCUGGACCAAUUUCGUGGGGGGCGUACCAAGCUGCAGCUCCCUUGUUGGGACGUCGAUCACAGUAGACUGCUUACAGGCCGUGAACUCUUCAGAUAUUCUUGAAGGGUUGUUGCUAGCCGAGGCAGAAACGGACGAACAGCUUCCAUUCGAUCCGACCCUUGAUGGUGACUUUGGUGUUUUCCCAGAUUUGCCUUCUCAAUUGUUUCCCCGAGGCCAGUUCGCGAGAUUGCCCUUUAUCGCCGGUACAAACCUAGAUGAAGGCACCUUGUUUUGUCCCCCGGAGUUGAACUAUACUAAUGACCUCCUGCGUGAAAAUUUGAAUGCGAACUUUUCCCCCCCAACAGUUCCUCGCAACGUUCUGGAUGACUUUUUGGCGUUAUAUCCUGAUGAUCCCUCUGCUGGUUCUCCAUACAAUACAGGAAAUGAGACAUUUGGUCUCGCACCCCUCUAUAAGAAGUGUGCCGCUUUGACGAGUGAUUUAAUGUUUGAGUCCCAAAGGCGCCACUGGAUUCAAACUACUUCGGAAUCUGGUGUCAAGGCAUUUGGAUAUCGUUUCACACAGCGUCUUUCUGCUACGGCGGCCUACCUAGGAGUGUCUCACGGCAGCGAGAUUCCGUUUGUGUACGGUACCUUGGGGUCUCUCAACGAAACAGCUGCAGCGAAUGAGCUCAGCGUGAUGAUGAUCGACUACUGGGUGUCUUUUGCAACGAGUCUGGACCCUAACGAUGGUCAUGGCUCAUCACGUCCCCAGUGGCCGCAGUACACACCGAGUCAACAGGUGCUACUGCAACUAAACGGCGAUAACCUGACUGUCAUUCCUGACGAUUACAAUAAAGAGAAGAUUGAUUUUAUCAUUUCUGAAGGUGCCGUCUUUCGUCACCGUCGUUGAAAAUGAUUGCUUCGUUUCGUUACAUGUUCAAUGCAAUCGGGAAGUAAAACUGAAGUUCUGGGAUUUGAAGACUAAGGGUUGCUAUUGAAGUGAGUGAUUGAUUCGCAGAAAACACUGAAGGGCCGCCGAAUGGUCGGUUCGCCAAGUGGGACCACGACAGCAUAUUUUUCAAUCUCGCCAGAGGGAAGUUAAGACAUGGUUAAUUUUGGGUGGUAUUUCGAUAUCAAUCAGGAUAAAAUUGACCUAGAAGACGUCGUUCGCAACGGUCAAACUGGACCAAACAACCUCUCUUCUCUAUCGCCAUCUGCAACCUUGAACAC
Molecule: messenger RNA, 2174 nt
Organism: Guyanagaster necrorhizus
Lineage: Eukaryota; Fungi; Basidiomycota; Agaricomycetes; Agaricales; Physalacriaceae
Product: esterase 1
Exons: 14
Coding region: 220-1854 (544 amino acids)
Source: RefSeq, a predicted model, not a curated record